Molecule: messenger RNA, 2960 nt
Organism: Astyanax mexicanus (Mexican tetra)
Lineage: Eukaryota; Metazoa; Chordata; Actinopteri; Characiformes; Acestrorhamphidae
Gene: cxcr2
Product: chemokine (C-X-C motif) receptor 2
Exons: 3
Coding region: 137-1192 (351 amino acids)
Biological process (GO): neutrophil chemotaxis; G protein-coupled receptor signaling pathway; immune response
Cellular component (GO): membrane
Molecular function (GO): C-X-C chemokine receptor activity
Source: RefSeq, a predicted model, not a curated record
UCACAGCUUGUGGUAGACAGACAGGAAGAAUAUGACAAUGGUCAUCGACUUUCUUGUCUGAAGUCUAUGUGUUUUUAUUCCACGCUGUUCUCCGCCGAGCAUCAGCAGCCGUCCUGCAACUCCAGCCUCUAAUAAGAUGACCCUGAGAGAGUCCACUAUCUCCAGCAUGACUGAGGAAUUCACUACUGAUUACACGGAAUAUAACCUCGUGAUGCCGUGUUCAGAGACGCUGGAAUCUGUGGACAGCACCGCCGUGGCGAUCAGCUACACCGUCGUGUUCCUCCUCAGCCUGGUGGGCAACAGCGUGGUGAUCUACGUGAUAUACAUGAUGCAAAGCCGCAGGACGUCUACGGACGUCUACCUGAUGAACCUGGCCCUGGCCGACCUCCUCUUCUCCCUCACGCUGCCCUUCGAAGCCGCCUGCAUCUACGCCUCCAGCUGGAUCUUCGGCACCGUCCUCUGCAAGAUGCUCUCAGGACUGCAGGAGGCCACGUUCUACGGCUGCGUCUUCCUGCUGGCCUGCAUCAGCAUCGACCGCUACAUGGCCAUCGUCAGGGCCACGCAGUUCAUCUCCAAACAGCACUGCCUGGUGCGGACUGUGUGCGGACUGGUGUGGCUGGGAGCCACCACGCUGUCCCUGCCUGUGGUGGUGCAGCGCGAGGCUCUUCAGGAAUCUAAUGGGUACAGGUGUUACGAGAACCUGACAGCGGACAACAUAGACAAGUGGCGCGUGGGCAUGCGGAUCCUCCGCCACACGGUGGGCUUCUUCCUGCCGCUGGCCAUCAUGGUGUUCUGCUACGGCUGGACGAUGGGGACCCUCUUCCGCUCACGCAACAGCCAGAAGCACAAGGCCAUGAGGGUCAUCCUGUGCGUGGUCCUGGCCUUCGUGGUCUGCUGGCUCCCCAACAACAUCACGGAACUCAUCAACACGCUGAUCGAGGGGGACAUUAUCGAUGAUACGUGCGAGCUCCGGAACAAAGUGGGCGCGGCCAUGUACGUCACUCAGGCUCUGGCCUUCAUUCACUGCGCCAUUAACCCCUUACUCUACGCCUUCAUCGGCAAGAAGUUCAGGAACCAGCUCUGCAUGAUCUUCUUCAAGAAGGGUCUGAUUGGGAGGGAGGUUCUGUCUCGGUACAGAAUCGGAUCCCUCUACAGCUCGGGAAGCUCCAGGCAUACGUCCGUCACUCUGUAGGACGUCAGGAUUGGAAAAGAGGAAAAGAUCUUGUGUUAUUAGUCAUUUUUUACACUCAUCAUCAAACAUAUAGCUGCAUCCAGAAGAAAGGAAGUGUGGGAUUAUAAUGCUAUAAUGCUAUAAUGCUAUUUGGAAGAAAUAGGAAUAGUUAGUAGGAACAAUAAAUAAGUAUAAAUGUAGAUUAGAUAUUUAUGGGUAAUAUUUAGUGAGCUGCACACACAGAAGUAACUUGUAACUUGUGCGUAAUGCAUGUGUAAAUUACUUAGAGCUUAGAUCGGGCCCAAAAAAUCCAGCCAAUCCAGCCCGAAUCAGCCCAAAUCUGUGCAUGUUCUGCCACUAUGAGCCCGAGGCCAAUUUAAAGCCCAAUUUAAACAUUUUUUUAGCAAGUUGAGCAUUAAAUCUGAGCUUUUUAAAAACAUUUUUGGGCUGUUUGAAUGAGCCAAAUCUGUUCACAAUGAUGUUAUUUUACAUUGCAACACUGAAGAAGCAUAGACCUGUUAUUUAAGGCCCAGAGCUGCAUUAUUUUAACAUUCUAACUUGUGCAACUUUGAUUUAUGUUACUUUGCUAUAUUGUGAUUAUAAUGCCUAUUCACAAGAUAACACCUCACAACUUAUGCAGGCACGAGCAUUCCUAAGACGCUUUGUUAUCGCCUUACACCCUGCUGUCCCAUGACUUUUAUAAACUUUUUCAUUGCUAUAUUUUCUUUAAUUUUACCAAAUUGAAAACCUUUGGAAUAUAAUCAAGAGGAAGAUGGAUGAUCACAAACCAUCAAACCACCAAACUGAACUGCUUGGAUUUUUGCCCCAGGAGUAAAGCAGCAUAAAGUUAUCCAAAAGCAGUGUGUAAGACUGGUGGAGGAGGAGAACAUGAUGCCAAGAUGCAUGAAAAAAAACUGUGAUUAAAAACCAGCAGGGUUAUUCCACCAAAUAUUGAUUAUUUCUGAAAACUUUCUCUUAAAACUUUAUGAAUAUGAACUUGUUUUUCUCAUUUCUCAGUUUUCCUGUUAACAAAUGCUAUAAAUAACAAUAUUUUGAUAUUUUGAUUUGGAAUUUGGGAGAAAUGUUGUCUGUAGUUUAUAGAAUAAAACAACAAUGUUCAUUUUACUCAAACAUAAACCUAUAAAUAGCAAAAUCAGAGAAACUGAUUUAGAAACCGAAGUGCUCUCUUAAUUUUUUCCAGAGCUGUAUGUAUAUUAAUGUGUAUGUUAAUCUCUUUGUGAAUACACCUUCUAAUGAAUGCAUUUGCCUGCUUUAAUCUGAGCCCAUUGCUCAGGUUACACAGGUGUGCAAAUUCUCACACUCGCACACACUUUACACGUUUAUCGUACGCUUAUACGCUGCUUUUCAUUAAACAGAAUCUCUUAUCUUGUUAAACAGAAACAGACAGAGUGAGCGAGAGAGUUUCAGAAAUCUUUAUCUAGAAAUGAUCUGUCAAAAACAACCUUAUCUUGCUUUGAGGUUAGAGCCUACAGUUCUGAUUGAACUGAUAGAACAUGCACCUUAUGCACUAAGCGAUACACACACACACACACACACACACACACACACACACACACACACACACACACUAUAAUACACCUAAGCUUUGCUUGUUAUACUUUUUUUAAGUAUAUUUUGCUUAUUUUUCUUGUUUCAUGUAAAAGCUGUUGCUGUUGAGACAUGAGUGUAUGAUUCAGCAUGACGGGUGCAGAACAGCUGCUUAGGAGAAGUUCAUAUUUCAUAAUAUCAGUGCUUCUGUAUUAUAAUAAACAUAAAUACCAUUUAAAAA